AUGAGCAGCAAUAUGCUGAUAGAGGUGUUUGGCCAGAUCGUAUUCAGUUUUACAAGAGGCGUGACAGAGCAUUACAACCCAGAAGAACCUGAAUCAGUGGUUUUUGGUUACGAUCCUCUACAGGGGACUGGUUUGGAAUGGAACUAUCAACCUGUUGAGGAGGUUAUUUAUCAGGAAUACAGCGAGAGAGAAGCAACUAGCUUGGAUUAUUUAAUGGCUUGCAGUCCUAAGGUAAGAAUCAUAAACGCAUGCUCAUCAGACGACAAUGAAGAAACACACGAAAACAGCUCACAAGAUGACGAAGAUAGAGCAAUGGCGUGGAAGCGAUUAAGACCAUCUGCUCUCCACACUACUUGGAAAUCAAUGUACUUUGGAGCCUCGAUCUCACUUCUAACUGCUACCGUCAUAGGUUCACUAUACAUAUUGAUUUCAUUUCUACUGUACAAAACUGUAAACAACUGCGAAUUUUACCCAAAGAAAUCCAUUCCUGUGAAAGUUCAAUGGUUAUGA
Messenger RNA from Pocillopora verrucosa, 510 nucleotides. RefSeq lists its product as uncharacterized. The record is from RefSeq and is a predicted model, not a curated record. NCBI's taxonomy places the organism in Eukaryota, Metazoa, Cnidaria, Anthozoa, Scleractinia, Pocilloporidae.